Molecule: messenger RNA, 1422 nt
Organism: Aspergillus mulundensis
Lineage: Eukaryota; Fungi; Ascomycota; Eurotiomycetes; Eurotiales; Aspergillaceae
Product: putative cyclin-like protein (Clg1)
Exons: 1
Coding region: 1-1422 (473 amino acids)
Biological process (GO): regulation of cyclin-dependent protein serine/threonine kinase activity
Cellular component (GO): nucleus; cyclin-dependent protein kinase holoenzyme complex
Molecular function (GO): cyclin-dependent protein serine/threonine kinase regulator activity; protein kinase binding
Source: RefSeq, a predicted model, not a curated record
AUGCCGUCUUUCUACAACACUGGCCUCCCGGCCUUCCCUCUUACUCCCCCUCAUAUCACCGGUGCCGGCAGGAUGGAGAACGAACCUCCCUUCUACGUCCUCGGUCACAACCACUCGGCCGCUUUCCCUCCCCGUUACUCCCAGAACGGCUGUGAAUUCAUCGAGCAAUACUCCCAGCAGUCCACCUGCUACGCCAAGCCCCCGAUGAACGCUCAGCAGCCUAUUCACUCGAUGCGCACCGGGAGGGAUAUGACCGCGUUAAGUCAACCCAUGUUCGGCCCCGUCUCCACCGCCAACGUGCUGCCCCCGAUCCGCAACAACGUCCAAUUGCCACCAAUGGACCACGCCGUUCCUCCGCAGUACCGCCGUCAAGACCCGAUCGCUCAGCCCGAACAGCCUCGCAAGGAGGAGAAAGCGACCGGAGGCGUUGCCGCUUACUUAGACUAUGAGAUGGAUCAGAUGUCCGACUUUGUGGCUGAGAUGGCCCAGGGAAUGUAUGAUUUGUACAUCACCAAGAUCAACCUAUCAGAUAUUGACUUCGCGCGAAGCGUCUACCCAGGAUCGUCUGUCCCGUCUCAGUUCCGGAAAUACGUCUUUCAGAUUUUGUCGUCGACGCGUCUCCCGAGCUCCACAAUUCUUCUGGGUCUUUACUACCUGUCCUGUCGGAUGCGUAUGCUCUCUUCUGCCAAGGUCUACAACGCAGGCAGUGGCCAGGUCUACCGCAUGCUCACUGUGGCUUUGCUGUUGGGAAGCAAGUUCUUGGAUGAUAACACCUUCCAGAACAAGUCCUGGGCCGAGGUUAGCAACAUUUCCGUCAGUGAGUUGAACUCCAUGGAGCUCGAGUGGCUCUUCGCCUUUGAGUGGAAGAUCCACGACCGUAUCUAUGACCAGCAGGAUGGCUUUGCCUCGUGGCUUUCUCACUGGGAGAAGUGGCGCGCCAAGUCUGCUAUCAAAACUCAAGAGCCUCGACACGCCCUCGCUCCGAUUGAUACCAACAUCACCCGCAGCAACCGGGUCUCGAAGCCUCUUCUUUCCCCGGAAGGUCCGAUCCCGCCGCAGUAUCAGCGGAGCACUCAGUACGAAAACUCUUGGCUCAAUCCAGCAGCUUCAGAGUAUUCGCCGCCCUCUGCUCCUCACAGUGGACCGACAACUCCGGACUAUUACGCAGUUGGCACAUGGGCGUACUCUAACCCUCCACCGCCAUAUUCGAGCACUUGGAUGCCUCCUCAUCAACAAUACAUGCCGCCGCCUCGCUCGCAGCCGCCAUCCUACCACCACACACCAUCCUACGGGUUUCCCUUCCCGCACGGUGGCUGGACAACUGGUCAUGGUGCCUCGUGUGGUUGCCCUUAUUGCGCUAAGCACAUGGAACAUUACAUGUGCGCCAACCUCGGCUCCAUGCAACCAAUCCUCGCUGCUUGA